Molecule: messenger RNA, 1819 nt
Organism: Contarinia nasturtii (swede midge)
Lineage: Eukaryota; Metazoa; Arthropoda; Insecta; Diptera; Cecidomyiidae
Product: hexokinase-2-like
Exons: 12
Coding region: 226-1656 (476 amino acids)
Biological process (GO): intracellular glucose homeostasis; glycolytic process; glucose 6-phosphate metabolic process
Cellular component (GO): cytosol; mitochondrion
Molecular function (GO): ATP binding; mannokinase activity; D-glucose binding
Source: RefSeq, a predicted model, not a curated record
AUCGCGCGGUCGGAAGUUUUCGAAUUUCGACCUAAAAGUCGCUUAGAAACAGCCACUUACAUGGGUAUUUGACCUUCCAUUUUUGCUGAAAUACUAACCGCGUACAGAGCUGUAUUUUAAUCCGAACUUACGGCUGAGAAAUUAAAGUGACUCGAGUGCAUUUUCUGGUGGUUGAAAAUAUCAGUUUUUUAGCGUUCACCAAACUUUUAUUAUCUUUCGGUGAAGAUGUCAUAUUUAUUCCAAGAUUUUGAAAAAGAAUAUCAAGUGACACUACUGGAUAGAAGCGAUGUUCAAAAUCGUAAGAUUAACGAGGUGCUCAAUGGACUCUUCUUCAAUGAGCCAACUCUCAACAGAAUUGCCAAACAAUUUGAAACAGAAAUGAACCUUGCUUUGAAUGAACAAUGGAAUGAAGCAUCAGUUCUAAUGGAAAACACAUACAUUCCUGAAUUGCCUGAUGGAAGUGAACAUGGAAAAUUUUUAGCCCUUGAUUUGGGUGGUACCAAUUUUCGAGUAAUCCUUUUGGAGCUAGAUAAUGGAAAAAUUACAAAUGAAGUGGUAAAAAUGUAUGAAAUUCGUAGUGAAUUGCGUGUCGGUAGUGAAGAUGUUGCUGUGGCUUUAUUCGACCAUAUUGGUCAAUGUUUGUGCGAUUUUGUUGAGGAAAAUGACUUAGUAUCAGUUCCAUUACCACUUGGUUUUACAUUUUCGUUCCCAAUGAAGCAACACAGUUUAAAUUCAGCAACAUUAGAUGCAUGGGCAAAAUCAUUUAAUUUACCAACAGUUCUUGGAACUGAUGUUGUUGAGCGACUUCGAGAUUCAUUGCAUAAGCUUGGACAUAAUCAUAUUGAAGUAGUCGCUAUUCUCAAUGACACCACAAGUACAUUGAUACAAGGUGUAAAUCUUGACAAGCGAACUCGAAUUGGAAUUGUUUUCGGAACAGGAAGUAAUGCAGCAUAUGUAGAAAAUGCUGAUCGUGUAAAACAUUGGGAAGGAAAAGGACGACGUGGUGCAAAACAAGUUUGUAUUGACAUCGAAUGGGGUGCGUUUGGUGAUAAAGGUUCAUUGGAUUUUAUUCGCACACGAUUUGAUGAUCGCUUAGAUGAAACAUCACUUUUACCAGGCGGUUAUACUUUCGAGAAAUAUAUUGGUGGAAAAUACUUAGGUGAAUUAGUUCGUUUGGUGCUAGAAGAACUUCAGCAGAGGAAAUUGGCAUUCCAUAAUACUCCGGCUAUUGCAUUCCCAAAACCAUGGUCAUUUGAUACAAGAGAAAUUUCUUCGAUUGAAGAAGAUAAUUUAAAUGGCACGACAAACCUCACAAAAGACGUUUUAAAUGAAGCUGGUUUCAAAAAUGUGUCGGAACAUGAUAUCGCUGUGAUUCAACAUGUAGCUGCUGUUGUUUCGCAUCGUGCAGCUCUUUUGGUUUCGAUAACAACAUCGGUUAUUUUGGCUCGUCUAACUUGCCAAGAUGUAACCAUUGCAAUAGAUGGAUCAGUAUAUAAGAAACAUCCAAGAAUGGAUGCAUGGUUAUAUCGAAUUAUCGGCAAAUUAAAUACAACUGGCAAAACCUUUCGCCUCAUGUUGGCUGAAGAUGGAAGUGGAAAAGGUGCAGCAUUAACGGCAGCUAUUGCACUCAAGAUUGAUAACCAAAUGAUUAAAUGAAGGACCAUUUAGAUAAAUGAAUAAAAUAUAUGCACCAUCAAUCAUAAAAAAAGUUUAUGCAAUGACAUUGAAUUAUUUUAAAAAAUCAAACCAAAAUUUACAAUAGAAAUAAAGGUUGUAAAAGUAAAAGAUAUAAAGCUUUGGUCAUUUCGUAUCAAUGAAA